Alternaria alternata is the source of this 1696-nucleotide messenger RNA. RefSeq lists its product as hypothetical. Lineage: Eukaryota; Fungi; Ascomycota; Dothideomycetes; Pleosporales; Pleosporaceae. Bases 279 to 1523 code for a protein of 414 amino acids. The transcript is spliced from 2 exons. The record is from RefSeq and is a predicted model, not a curated record.
AUUUGAACGGUGACGAGACGUGCUUAUGUAUGCGAGACUUGUGGUUUGCAUCUCAUGUCACGUCAUUCUAUCGACCAGGCUGUGCUGAAAUUACUCGUCAACUCUGCACUCCAGGUCCUUCUUAGAUCAAAUUGGAUGCAGCCACAUGUAAGCCCAAUCGAAGGCGAUCAUCUCUAGGCUGAGCUGAAUGCAAACUAUGUGGCUGGAUUAUAUGCAGUCCACCAGGCUGAGCUGCAGGGGACCUAAUCCGGAAGACGACAGAGCUAGACAAGUUAGAAAUGCAAUAUACGGACUGGAUCAAACCACGCCCUUUCCAAGAUGAUCCGGGAUUCAUUGGCAAGACAUUUGCGGCUCAGAACAAAACGUUCGGACUGGAAGAGAGGAUGUGUAUUCUUGCGACUGAAAUUUGGAUCGAUCGGCAGACGCAACUGGGUCGGAGGUCCGAUAGUAAUCAAAAGACUGUCCUCGAUACGGACGAACUCUGGUUCGGUAAGCGCAAAGUCCUUUAUCGCAUACGGAUGCCCGAUAAUUCUGUGUGGGUCGCCCGACUACACAACACACUGUACAGUAAGACCGCUAUCAUGGACCACACAACACGUACCGCGAAUCAGGUCCUCUUAUUCGAAAGCGAGGUCGCGACUAUGCAGUUCGUAAAGGAAAACACGAAGAUUCCUGUUCCCGAAGUCUAUGGAUACGAUCCGUCAACUACGAACGUACUUGGAACACCCUACAUCUUCAUGGAAUGUAUCGCAGGACAGCCUUAUCCAUUCCCGUUUAGCAAAGAGCGUCAUAUCAAGGAUGAAGAUUUGACAAAGAUACAUUCUCAGUUGACUGACUUCGCGUGGCAACUCUGGAACAAACCAUUUGACACAAUCGGACAGCUUCGUUUUGCUGCUGACAAAAGAGGAGGCGUGGUUAUUGGGCCUAUAGUUGAUCGUAAAGAACGCCUUUAUGGUCCUUUCGCGUCUUCGAGAGCGUUCUACAAAGAACGCGCAAAAAGGGUUUACGAAACUGAAAAGCGCAGGCGUGUGUUGGGAGAAGGAUUCCACGUUGACGAUAGUCUCGAAUCUGCCGCGCUACAUGUCAUGGCUGCAGAGCACGCUGGCAAACAGUGUUUCGACUCUGGACCUUUCGUACUUCAGCAUGCCGACUUGCAUUGGCAGAACCUACUCUUUGACGAACAUUGUACGAUAGUAGGCGUGAUAGACUGGGAGUGGACUCAGACCGUUCCGGUGGAUUCUUUCAACUUACUUCCCUUUAACUUUGCAACAAAGAUGUUGCCAUACCGAAAAGAUGUGGUCGAAAGGCAUGAGAAUCAUUCGAUUCAACAUUUCAACACUCUUUCAGACACGGGAAGCACUGCCGAUAGACUCAAUGCCAUCAAGGCCAUGACUUCCUUCCAGAACUCUCAGUCUCAAUGUCUCGCUCGAUACAUGGAACAGUACAACUGGCCGGAAAUUCGGAGAAAGCAUUUUGACCAUUUAAAACGGCUGGUCGAGAGCAUGGGCAGCAGUCAAUCAUAAUGAGGAAGUGAUGGAUUGGGACGACUAUGUACAUGCAAAGACCAAGACCUGGCGCGUCGCUGAAUGUAUGAUUCAUUAUCAUCGCAACUAUAUUUAAUCAGCUUGAGAACUUCAAGGAUACAGAGGCGGAUCGCAAAAACGUCGACCAUGUCGACGCUUUGGAUCGUCUACCA